Molecule: messenger RNA, 1686 nt
Organism: Oryza brachyantha (malo sina)
Lineage: Eukaryota; Viridiplantae; Streptophyta; Magnoliopsida; Poales; Poaceae
Product: cytochrome b561 and DOMON domain-containing protein At2g04850
Exons: 1
Coding region: 166-1410 (414 amino acids)
Source: RefSeq, a predicted model, not a curated record
CACACCCCACCCAUCAUCAUCGCGCCCACGCCCAACUAAAACCCCACUUACGCGCACAAACAAAUCCGAAUUAACACACGACGCUAAAACGUCGCACGCACGCUCGCUCGCUCGUAGCUGCAGCCUCGCACGCCACGCCACACCACCGCGCGGCUGGUCGGUGCAAUGCGGCAGCGACGGUGCCAUGUGGCCGGCGCCACGCCGCUGCAGCUCGUCGCCGUCGCAGUACUCCUCGCGGCGGCGACGGCGGCGGGAGGGACGGUGGUGGGGAGGUGCACGACGUCGACGGCGUUGAGGACGUACGCCAAGUGCAUCGCGCUGCCGACGCAGGGCGCGACGCUGGCGUGGACGUACGACGCGCGCAACGCGACGCUGGACGCGGCGUUCACGGGGUCCUUCAUCUCGCCGUCGGGAUGGGUGGCCUGGGGCGUCAACAGGGACGCGCCGGCGAUGACCGGCGCGCGCGUGGUCGCCGCGUUCUCCGACCCCUCCACCGGCGCGCUCCUCGCGCUCCCGUUCGUCCUCUCCCCCGACGUCAAGCUCCAGGCCUCGCCGCUCGUGUCCCGCCCGUUGGACAUCCCGCUGCUCGCCUCCUCGGCCUCCCUCGUCGGCUCCGCGCGCACCGUCCGCGACGGCGCCACCGUGACCAUCGCCGCCACCAUCCGCCUCUCCCCGAACCGCACCAAGCUCCACUUCGUGUGGAACCGGGGGCUGUACGUGCAGGGCUACUCGCCGGCCAUCCACCCGACCGACGCCUCCGACCUCGCGUCGCACGCCACCGUGGACAUCCUGACGACGGCCACGGAGGCGUCGCCGACGGCGUCCGCCGCCCUGCAGUGGGCGCACGGGUCCCUGAACGCCCUGUCGUGGGGCUUCCUCCUCCCGAUGGGCGCGGCGGUGGCGCGGUACCUGCGGCCGUGCGCGUCGACGGGGCCGGCGUGGUUCUACGCGCACGCGGCGGUACAGGCGACGGGGUACGCCCUCGGCGCGGCCGGGUUCGCGCUGGGGCUGGUGAUGGGGUCGGCGUCGCCGGGGGUGACGUACAAGCUGCACCGCGGGCUGGGCGUCGCGGCGGCGACGGCGGGGAGCCUGCAGACGCUGGCGAUGCUGUUCCGGCCGAAGACGACGAACCGCUACCGCAAGUACUGGAAGUCGUACCACCACCUGGUCGGGUACGGGUGCGUGGUGGUCGGGGUGGUGAACGUGUUCCAGGGGUUCGAGGUGAUGGGCCUCGGCGCGUCCUACUGGAAGCUCGGCUACUGCAUGGCCAUGGCCACCCUCGUCGGCGGCUGCGUGGCGCUGGAGGUGAACGCCUGGGUCGUCUUCUGCCGGAGGCAGCAGGAGGAGAAGCUCAUGCGUAGGGAGGUCGAGGACGUCGUCGUCGUCAAGGACAGGGCAGCCGCCUUCUAGCCAUUACAUGCAUACGUACACAUGCAUGGCAUGACAGCGAUCAAUGUGUUCAAGAUGCAGCACACUGACGCCAAUCAAUCCAAGGGCACGAGCCUGGCACUGGUGUGUGAUUGUGAUUUUGCUACAGGAAAUGCUCUUUCUUGUGUCUUCGUUGAUUCUGUAUACGCACGUAUAGGAGCAAUUCAUGUACAAGUUGUUUCGGUCUCGACUUCCAACCAAGUUUAUCAGAACUAAACCUUGUGUACAGUAAUUUCAUGGAAACAUGGAAGAUGAUAG